This is a messenger RNA of Rangifer tarandus platyrhynchus (Svalbard reindeer), 1098 nucleotides long. Lineage: Eukaryota; Metazoa; Chordata; Mammalia; Artiodactyla; Cervidae. The record is from the annotation of a GenBank genome assembly.
AUGCUGAGUGCCCCCAGCAUGCAGGCCCCCGCCCACCCCGGCAGGGUGGGCACUGGGGGUUCCCAGGCCUCACGGCAGGCCCCCACGCGCCCCCGAACCACCUGCCGGACCCAGGAAGCCUGCCUGGAGGAGGGGCCCCUGGCUAAGCUGGAAGGAUGCUGGGCUGUGAGGAGGCGGGAGGACUUCCCGGCCAGGGGGACGGAGCCGGUGGGGGAGGGCACAGGGCCCUGGUGGGUGGGACGGAGGUGCCGGGAGGGGCUCAGCAGUGGGCUGUGCGGGGCGCUGGUGAUGGUUCUCAGGUGGCCUCACUCCCAGGACACGGAGAUACUGAGAGACACCCAAGCCAUCACCUGGGCUCCAAAUACGCCCUUCCUCACCUCCACCGAGCAGCGGCCGGACUUCCCCUUGGCCGUCGCGAUCACUCGCCCCAGCCAGGACAGGCCCUCCCUUCUUGCCUGUGGACUUGGAGUCCCAGCCUGGGACCCCUCUUCCUCAGCCCCGGGGGGCGAGGACGUCCUCACCCCCGUUCUCCGCCCCAAGUCGGGCCUCUGUGGUCCUGAGAGCUCGGAAGACCUCAAAUCUGAGCCCCGCCGCUCACCCCUCAGCGCCUGCUUCUCUAAGCAGCCCUUGAGGACUGUGCUGCCGGCCAAGCGCGGGGCAGCCGGCAGGGAGGGCGGCAGUGGGGGCUCCAGACACAGGGCGGGGCGGGUCCUGCUGGCGCCCGGGCACCUCCCUUCCCUCGCCGCCCUGCCGGCCGCAGGCAGGCCUCGGGACGCACAUACGUGCACCGUGCGCGCCCGCGGGGACGCCCACCUCCCAGCCCUGCGCGCCCGGCCUCCCCAGGCUGCGGCCCCGCAAGACACUCGUCUCACAGGGUCAGUCACGGGAGCAGGAACUCGUGACAGAGGCGCCUGGGGAGGAGGCGGGAGGAGACGAGAGGCUCACGACCGUGAGAAAGUUGUGCCCAACGGAAAAUCAAGCUGGGUGGCCUUCCCGGGCCUCCUUGUCCCCCCUUUUCUGCCAGAGAGCAAAAGCCCAGUUGCUGACCUUUGUGGGACUGACGGCGACGUCACACAGUCGGCUCGGGCGGGGCCCUGA